This is a messenger RNA of Drosophila sechellia, 2680 nucleotides long. It is a transcript of the gene Keap1, whose product is annotated as kelch like ECH associated protein 1. The coding region runs from base 248 to 2578 and encodes 776 amino acids. The transcript is spliced from 6 exons. The record is from RefSeq and is a predicted model, not a curated record. Gene Ontology annotation, molecular function: protein binding. NCBI's taxonomy places the organism in Eukaryota, Metazoa, Arthropoda, Insecta, Diptera, Drosophilidae.
AGUCAGUUGACGGGCUCUCUCCACGGCGCACGCAUGAUCGCUGGAGCGGAUUUGCGGAGCAGCAGCUGAUCGCGCGCUUUCAUUUUCACACGGACUUUCAGUCUUUGUUCGCGAAUCGCCAUUAUCAUUAUCUCGAGUGGAGUGUGUGGUGCGCAUACAGGCGCCCGAUUAUUGGAACUAUCUCUACCGAACUGACGAAGCUGUGAAUAAGGAUCGUCCUCCCUAUCGAUCCGAGAUUAGUGCCAAAAUGCAAACCCAAAUGCACUCGCCCAUGCAAUAUGAGACCCACAUCUCCGACAUGCCCAAACACAAGAGCUACCCCUGCCGCCCAGAAGAGGCUGAGAUGAGCAACACUUCGGAAAGUUGUUCCAUCUCAUGCGGUGGUCGAUUCGGAUCGGCGCACUCGACUCUAGAUGAUCACGAUGCUACGGAUGACGACAUGACCUUCUGCAUGUCCAACUACGCUAAGGAGGCCCUGAAGAUGAUGUACAUGAUGCGUUCGCACGGCAUGCUCACGGACGUGGUGCUGGAGGUGAAGAAGGAGCUCUUUCCUGCCCACAAAGUGGUGCUGUCGGCGGCAUCGCCCUAUUUCAAGGCCAUGUUCACGGGCGGACUCAAGGAGUCGGAGAUGUCGCGCGUCCAGCUCCAAGGGGUGUGUCCCACGGCCAUGUCACGCAUCCUCUACUUCAUGUACACCGGCCAAAUACGUGUGACUGAGGUAACGGUGUGCCAACUCCUGCCCGCGGCCACCAUGUUCCAAGUGCCAAACGUAAUCGAUGCCUGCUGUGCCUUUCUGGAGCGCCAAUUGGAUCCCACGAACGCCAUUGGCAUCGCCCACUUUGCUGAGCAACACGGCUGUGUUGAGCUGCAAAAGAAGGCCAAUGUGUUUAUUGAGCGGAAUUUCACUCAGGUGUGCCAAGAGGAGGAGUUUCUGCAGCUCUCGGCAUAUCAGUUGAUUGCCCUGAUACGAAGGGAUGAACUGAAUGUGCAGGAGGAGCGAGAGGUUUACAACGCUGUGCUAAAGUGGGUGAAAUACGACGAGGACAAUCGACACUGUAAAAUGGAGCACAUUUUGGGCGCUGUCCGUUGCCAGUUCCUUACGCCCAACUUCCUCAAGGAGCAGAUGAAAAACUGCGACGUUCUGCGAAAGGUGCCCGCCUGUCGGGAGUAUUUGGCCAAGAUCUUCAAGGACUUAACGCUGCACAAGUGUCCUGGUGUCAAGGAACGAACCCCCAACACCACUCGGAUGAUAUUUGUCGCCGGUGGCUUUUUCCGUCACUCACUGGACAUUCUGGAGGCCUACAAUGUAGACGACAAGACGUGGACGACACUGCCAAAUCUACGCAUUCCAAGAUCUGGUUUGGGUGCCGCCUUUCUCAAGGGCAAGUUCUAUGCGGUUGGAGGCCGAAAUAACAACAUUGGAUCUUCCUACGAUUCGGAUUGGGUGGAUCGCUAUAGUGCAGUCACCGAAACAUGGCGUCCCUGCGCUCCCAUGUCCGUGCCACGCCAUCGAGUGGGCGUGGCCGUGAUGGACGAGCUGAUGUACGCCGUGGGCGGAUCCGCCGGCAUGGAGUACCACAACACGGUAGAAUACUAUGACCCGGAAUUGGAUCGCUGGACUCUUGUACAGCCGAUGCAUGCCAAGCGCUUGGGUGUGGGUGUUGUGGUGGUCAACCGUCUGCUUUAUGCCAUCGGAGGAUUCGAUGGAAACGAGCGCUUGGCCAGCGUGGAGUGCUACCAUCCGGAGAACAACGAGUGGAGCUUUCUGCCGCCACUACAAACGGGUCGCAGUGGAGCGGGUGUUGCUGCAAUUAACCAGUACAUCUACGUUGUUGGCGGUUUCGAUGGCACCCGUCAACUAGCCACCGUGGAGCGUUAUGAUACCGAAAAUGAUACUUGGGACAUGGUGGCGCCAAUUCAAAUCGCACGCAGUGCUCUCUCGCUGACUCUGCUGGACGAAAAACUGUACGCUAUUGGUGGAUUCGAUGGCAACAACUUCUUGUCCAUAAUCGAGGUUUACGAUCCACGAACGAAUACCUGGACAACGGGAACACCACUGAAAUCGGGUAGAUCGGGACAUGCGUCGGCGGUUAUUUAUCAGCCGGCGUGUUCCACCACGUUUAUGGACUACGAAGAUAGUGACGCCCCACAGCCGGAUGGAAGUAACAACGGGGAAAGGGAUGUACAUACAGCACAAAACUCGUACGGCAGUGGGAGUCCAAAUUAUCCUGGGUCGGCGUGCAACAUGCAGUUUCAUACUUCAAACGGAAUGAGCGGCUGCAACAAUUGUGACUCGGAUAUGGAUAUAAAACCAGAUAUUCCUGCAGAACACCAUAGUUUUCAAAUUCCCGCCAUCAGAUCAGAGGAGCUAGUCAAUCCAAACUGUCCUUGGUCCAGAAUGGAAGAAAGAUUUCGAAGAACUCCACCAGCGUCUUUCUCAGAGGAUGAGAGAAAUGCUAAUGAUAUGCGGCAAAAAUUCUAUAAAGCGCAUAAACAAUGUUUAUUAAGCACAGCAGCGAAAGUUUUCCACAAUCACAUCGAAGGUCGCCUGCGAAAACUCACGAGUGCAGCCACAUGACAAUACGAAUCCGAGCCUCACGCUGAGCCUCAACCAAAGUCUUUAAGAAAACAAAACAAAUAAUUUAAGUAAAAUAAAACAAAAACAUAUUUUACAAAGUUA